GUUCCCCCGCGCACCCCGUCGCCCACCCGGACAAUCUCCCCGGUUCGCUGCGCGUCCGCGUCCCUGGCGCGCGAGCGAGCAAGGCCCCCGCGUCGCCCGCCGUCCCCCCUCGCCGCCGGCGCCGGCCGACAUGGGCAACUGCUGCUGCGGGGGGUCGUCAUCAGCGGAGCCCGCGCCGCCGGACGCCUCCGCCGGCUCCAGCCGCCCCGGGGGCAGCUCCAGCGGGGGGGCGGCCGCCGCGCUCUCGGCGACCUCGGCGCCCACGCCCGCCAAGCCACCGGCGCCCGUCGGCCCCGUGCUGGGCCGGCCCAUGGAGGACGUCAAGAGCACCUACACCAUCGGCAAGGAGCUCGGGCGCGGGCAGUUCGGCGUCACGUCGCUGUGCACGCACAAGGCCACGGGGGAGAAGUUCGCGUGCAAGACCAUCAGCAAGCGCAAGCUCUCCACCAAGGAGGACAUCGAGGACGUGCGCCGCGAGGUGCAGAUCAUGUACCACCUCUCCGGCCAGCCCGGCGUCGUGGAGCUCAAGGGCGCCUACGAGGACAAGAACUCGGUGCACCUCAUCAUGGAGCUCUGCGCCGGCGGGAUGCUCUUCGACCGGAUCAUCGCCAAGGGCCACUACACCGAGCGCGCCGCAGCGUCGCUUCUCCGCACCAUCGUCGAGAUCAUCCACACCUGCCACACCAUGGGCGUCAUCCACCGGGACCUCAAGCCCGAGAACUUCCUCCUCCUCAGCAAGGACGAGAACGCGCCGCUCAUGGCCACUGACUUCGGCCUCUCCGUCUUCUUCAAAGAAGGGGAGGUGUUCAGGGACAUCGUCGGCAGCGCGUACUACAUCGCGCCGGAGGUGCUGAAGCGGAGCUAUGGGCCGGAAGCUGACAUCUGGAGUGUCGGCGUCAUCGUCUACAUCCUGCUCUGCGGUGUUCCGCCAUUCUGGGCAGGCAAGCUAUCUUGCUUCAUCGAUCUUAGGCACUUAGCAAACGGGCAGGUUGACUUCACCAGCGACCCGUGGCCGCGCAUUUCGCAUGGCGCAAAGGACCUCGUCAGGAAGAUGCUCAACCCUGACCCCAAGCAGCGGAUUUCUGCACACGACGUCCUCAAUCAUCCGUGGAUCAAGGAGGAUGGCGAGGCGCCUGACACGCCGCUGGACAACGCUGUCCUCGGCCGGCUCAAGCAGUUCAGAGCCAUGAACCAGUUCAAGAAGGCGGCGCUAAGGGUUAUCGCCGGAUGCCUGUCGGAGGAGGAGAUCAGGGGUCUCAAGGAGAUGUUCAAGAGCAUGGACUCCGACAACAGCGGCACAAUAACCGUGGACGAGCUCCGCCGAGGGCUGGCCAAGAAGGGCACCAAGCUCAGCGAGGCCGAAGUCCAUCAGCUGAUGGAUGCUGUAAGCGCCGACGCCGACGGGAACGGGACGAUAGACUACGAGGAGUUCAUCACGGCGACGAUGCACAUGAACCGGAUGGACCGGGACGAGCACCUCUACACCGCGUUCCAGUACUUCGACAAGGACAACAGCGGGUACAUCACGAUGGAGGAGCUGGAGCAGGCCCUGCGGGAGAAGGGGCUCCUCGACGGCCGGGACAUCAAGGAGAUCGUGGCGGAGGUCGACGCCGACAACGACGGGCGGAUCAACUACACGGAGUUCGCGGCGAUGAUGAGGAAAGGGGACCCGGAGCCGUCCAACCCCAAGAAGCGGCGCGACGUCGUCCUGUGACCGUGAGCCGUGAGGCGAGGCGCGCGCGCAGCGUGGGCGGGCCGGGCGGCGGCGUCGAGCUCGUGAACAGAUCGGCGCGGCUGAUUCGGCAUGGUGGACGGCGGCGAGGGGACCGAUCGAGCUAGAAGCAACAAACGCAUGUAUUCUCGGUACGCACGCACGCUGCUCUGAUACGUGUUGGACGUAGCGAUGGGAGAGAGGGG
Panicum hallii is the source of this 1917-nucleotide messenger RNA. RefSeq names its product calcium-dependent protein kinase 14. Gene Ontology annotation, biological process: protein autophosphorylation; intracellular signal transduction; peptidyl-serine phosphorylation. The coding region runs from base 131 to 1714 and encodes 527 amino acids. Lineage: Eukaryota; Viridiplantae; Streptophyta; Magnoliopsida; Poales; Poaceae. Gene Ontology annotation, molecular function: ATP binding; calmodulin binding; calcium-dependent protein serine/threonine kinase activity. The record is from RefSeq and is a predicted model, not a curated record. Gene Ontology annotation, cellular component: nucleus; cytoplasm. The transcript is spliced from 7 exons.